CUCGGCGCAGGUGAGACGCCCGCUGUGUCCCAGCACCCUGAUGGCAAACUUCAAGGGCCACGCUCUCCCAGGGAGUUUCUUCUUGAUUGUGGGGCUAUGGUGGUCAGUGAAGUACCCACUGAAGUACUUUCACCAAAAAGGGAAAAGCAGCCAACUGACUCGUCAUUAUCAGCGUCUCGAGAUCACUGAAGCUGCGAUCAGAACUUUGUUUUCUGUCAUCGGGAUCCUGGCGGAGCAGUUUGUUCCAGAUGGGCCCCACCUCCACCUGUACAAUGAAGACCACUGGAUCAAGCUAAUGAACUGGCAGCACAGCACCAUGUAUCUGUUCUUUGCAGUCUCAGGAGUCACUGAUAUGCUCACCUAUCUCAGUGCCCACACUCCCCUGGGGGUGGACAGACUGGUUAUGGCUUUGGCAACAUUCACUGAAGGUUUUCUCUUCUACUACCAUGUUCAUAACCGACCACCACUGGACCAGCACAUCCACUCACUCCUGCUGUGCGCUGUGUUUGGAGGGGCUCUCGGUCUCUUCUUAGAGGCGAUCCUUCGGGACAACAUCGUGCUGGAACUUUUCCGAACCAGUCUCACUAUUCUUCAGGGCACCUGGUUCUGGCAGAUUGGGUUUGUGCUGUUCCCACCUUUUGGAAGACCCGAAUGGGACCAGAAAGAGGAUUCCAACAUCAUGUUCAUCACCAUGUGCUUCUGCUGGCACUACGUGGCUGCUCUCUGCAUUGUGGCCACCAACUACUCUCUUGUUUCCUGCCUUCUGACUCGGUUAAAGAGGCAGAGAGAAGGAGAAAUCAUUGGGAUUCAGAAGCUGAAGUCAGAUCACAGUUACCAGACAGCCCUCCUGAGCGGCUCAGAUGAGGAAUGAGAGGAGGCCCUCAGCCAUCAAUGGAGUGCGGACACAAUGGGGAGGGGUCCCUGU
Ceratotherium simum simum (southern white rhinoceros) is the source of this 925-nucleotide messenger RNA. The record is from RefSeq and is a predicted model, not a curated record. Lineage: Eukaryota; Metazoa; Chordata; Mammalia; Perissodactyla; Rhinocerotidae.